Molecule: messenger RNA, 551 nt
Organism: Trifolium pratense (red clover)
Lineage: Eukaryota; Viridiplantae; Streptophyta; Magnoliopsida; Fabales; Fabaceae
Exons: 3
Coding region: 123-368 (81 amino acids)
Source: RefSeq, a predicted model, not a curated record
GCAAAUAGAAAAAUGCACAGUGAAUUGAGGAAAUGCAAUUGAAAAUAGGGAAGAAGAAAAAGAAGUGAAGAAAACAUUGUUCCGACAAAUUCUGUCGCCGGAAAACAAAAUCAAACGAAAAAAUGAUUAGCAUUCUCGCCCAGGAGCGGUUAUUAGGAGCAUCAUUGGGUGUGAUAUUGACGAGUGUUGUUGUAUUCGAGCAACGCAGAUACAUCUUCGCUUCUAUAUCCGAUUCCCAAUCUCACUCUCAGGCCAGAGAACCAAUAUUUGGGAAGAAAUCACGUUCUGAAUUUGCACAUUCAUGGAACAAAACUGUGGAUCAGACAUUCGGACCUUUGAUAAAGUCUCUCAGCUCACGUGGAUGGUAGAAAUGUUAUAAAUUUUUAUAUUUUCAAUACUAGUGUGAUUGUGAUAUCAGAACAUGCAUUAAUUUGCCUUCACAUUCUAAAUUGUUUGUCAAACUGGCAGUGCCGACGAAUGUAAUCUUUUCUUCAACACUGAUAUUUUCCUUCAGUAUAUGCAUCAAAAUACCUGAUUUUUCUUCUUUGUAA